Ostreobium quekettii is the source of this 495-nucleotide messenger RNA. Lineage: Eukaryota; Viridiplantae; Chlorophyta; Ulvophyceae; Bryopsidales; Ostreobiaceae. The record is from the annotation of a GenBank genome assembly.
AUGGCGGAAGCUCAUGAGCACGAGACGUUCGAGACGGCCGAUGCCGGGGCCUCCAAGACCUAUCCCAUGCAGGCCGGCUCCAUCCGCAAGAACGGCUUCAUUGUCAUCAAACAAAGGCCCUGCAAGGUUGUUGACGUUUCAACAUCCAAGACCGGGAAGCACGGCCACGCCAAGUGCCACUUCGUCGCAAUUGACAUCUUCACGGGCAAGAAGUAUGAGGAUCUCACGCCUUCGUCGCACAAUUGUGAGGUGCCCAACGUUGUUCGACAGGAGUUCACACUCAUCGCUGUCGACGAAGAGGGAUACGUGACACUCAUGGACGACUCUGGCAACACGCGAGAAGAUCUGAUGCUUCCAACAGGCACGGAGGAGGCUGACAAACUGGCAGGCAAUAUCAAGGAUUAUUAUGCCGAUGGAAAGGAAAUGUUGGUCACCGUCCUAAAGGCCAUGGGCGAAGAGAUGAUCAACCAAGUUAAGGUCAUCGCUGAACAGUGA